CUGACAAUGUCAUCCAUCCCCUCGCUGUGGGACGUUCUGCUCGAGAUGGGAAUGGGGGUUGGAGGGGCCCAGAGAGAACGCGGAAAGGACUGGAAGGGCGGACAGGGGGCCUGAAGCCGGGGUCCAGGCCGAUGGGGGUCUAAGGCAAGGGGGAGCAGAGUCAGGCCCGCGGGCUCCCAGACCGGCUGAUCCUGACAGCGCGGCUGUUGGGCCAGGCUGGGUUCUUCCCGGCUCCAGCUCAGAUGGGGCCUGGGCUGAGGCAUCGGGUUGAGAUGGGUGUGGCAGGCGACAGGAGUGUGGCAGAGGGUGGACCGAGCAUACAGACCGCUCUUGUCCAGCUGUUCCGGGGGCCCGUGGUGGGAGCAUGUGCUCGCAGUCCGUCAGCUACCUCCGCCCCCAGUUUCCUCUGGCCUCCAGCCCGGUCUUGAUGCCUCUGGCCUUGGGAUUUUCCGUCUCUCCUGCCUGGAACAGUGACUCACAAGACCCAGGGGACUUGCCCGGAAUCCCCAUUUUUCAGGCCUGGACUGGGGACACAGACUCUUUGGGGACAGGGGACAGACAGCUGAAUGCCCUCUGAGCAGCACCUACCCCACUCUCUCUGCCUGUACCUCACUGAAGGAAGCUCUCCAGUGAGUGCGGAGCAGUCCAAAGUCCUGAGUGCCGUGGAGGACCGCAUGGACGAGCUGGGCGCUAGCAUUGCACAGUCCCGGCGCACAGUGGCCCUCAUCAAGAGCGCAGCCUUGGCGGAGCGGGAGAGGGUGAGCCGGCUCUUCGCCGAGGCUGCAGCCAUCCUGCAGGGGUUCCAGACAGAGGUGCUGGGCUUCAUCGAGGAGGGGGAGGCCACCAUGCUGGGCCGCUCCCAGGGUGACCUGCGGCGGCAGGAGGAACAGCGCAGUAGGCUAAGCCGGGCCCGCCACAACCUCGGGCAGGUCCCUGAGGCCGACUCCGUCAGCUUCCUGCAGGGGUUGCUGGCACUGAGGCUGGCCCUGGAGGAGGGGUGCGGCCCUGGGACCGGCCCCCCGAGGGAGCUCAGCUUCACCAAGUCCUCCCAAGCUGUGCGGGCUGUGAGAGAGGUGCUGACUGAGGCCUGUGCCAGCCAGGGGGAGCGGCUGCGGGGGCCGGGCGGCGAGGAGGAGGAGGACCUGCGGAAGUUGGGCACGGAAGCCGAUGCCGAGUCCCGAGACCCCGAUAGCACCAACAACCUCGAGAGUGAGGCUCCCAGGGAUUACUUCCUCAAGUUUGCCUACAUCGUAGACCUGGACAGCGACACGGCAGACAAGUACUUGCAGCUGUUUGGGACCAAAGGUGUAAAGAGGGUACUGUGUCCCAUCAACUACCCCGAGUCACCCACCCGCUUCACGCACUGCGAGCAGGUGCUAGGCGAGGGCGCCCUGGACCGGGGCACCUACUACUGGGAGGUGGAGAUCAUCGAGGGCUGGGUCAGCGUGGGGGUCAUGGCUGAAGACUUCUCCCCGCAAGAGCCCUAUGACCGGGGCCGGCUGGGCCGCAACGCCCACUCCUGCUGCCUGCAGUGGAACGGACGGAGCUUCUCCGUCUGGUUCCACGGGCUCGAGGCGCCCCUGCCCCACCCCUUCUCGCCCACCGUCGGGAUCUGCCUAGAGUAUGCCAACCGAGCCCUGGCCUUCUAUGCCGUGCGGGAUGGCAAGAUGAGCCUUCUUCGGAGGUUGAAGGCCUCCCGGGCCCGCCGAAGCAGCACCCUGGCCUCUUCCAUCGAACCCUUCCAGAGCCGCCUGGACAGCCAUUUUGCGGGACUCUUCACUCGAAGGCUCAAGCCUGCCUUCUUCCUGGAGAGUGUGGAUGCCCAUCUGCAGAUCGGGCCCCUCAAGAAGUCCUGCAUAUCCGUGCUGAAGAGGAGGUGAUGCCAGAGGGCACCUCAGCUCUUGGGAAGCUUGCUUCUCUGCGCCCCCAUCUUGCCCCACGGAAGGCACCUUGGAGUCCUCCACCUCCCCAGGCUUCUCAUUCCUGGAGGCCUCCACCUUCCAUAUACUUGGCCUUCCGCCUCUCGAGGAGGAGGCUCCCAGUCCCCUUCAAGUGCCCCUCAGACCCUGUCCCCCUGCAGGCCUUGUUUCUGGGAGAGAAAGCCAGAGCUGGGGCAGAUCCAGGCUACCCCAACCUCUCUUUUUCCAGGUUCCUGGGACAGUGCCUGGCACGUAGUAGGUGCUGAAUAAAUAUUUGUUGAAUGAA
This is a messenger RNA of Leptonychotes weddellii (Weddell seal), 2205 nucleotides long. NCBI's taxonomy places the organism in Eukaryota, Metazoa, Chordata, Mammalia, Carnivora, Phocidae. The record is from RefSeq and is a predicted model, not a curated record.